ACCAACGAUUAGAUCGGUUAAAGGACAGUCACCUUUGUUGACUUGACUGAAUAAAUGAUAUUUUUGUUUACAUUGACAUGUCAUGAAUCUGGUAAGAGUCCUGGUAUAGAUGAUACAAGUUUCUACAGUUCAUUUGAUCAAUUUGGUUUUGAUUAAAUCGUGUAUGUUGUUCAUUCAACAUUUUAGAUCACACCCAGUGAUCUAUCAUCAAGAAGAGGAAAAGUUCAGAUUUCAGUAAAGACCAUCUACCUUCCUUUCAUACAGAAGAAGCAGCAGGAGAAGAAAAAAUUAAAUUGUGUAUAUUUCUCAUUCAAUAUUGCAGAUCACACCCAACAAUCCAUCAUCAGAAGAAGAGUCCUGAUCUCAAUAAGGACCAUCUACCUUCUUCUAACACAGAAGAGGCAGCAGGAAAAGGAGGGGGGAAGAAUGGUGGUGGGAAGCAUCAGGCAUGAAAUAGAGUCUGCAGUGGAAGCCAAGAGACUGUGGAAUGCCUUUGUGAAGGAUGGCCAUAAUCUCUUGCCAAAGCAGAUACCAGAGUUAUUCUCAAGCAUCACCUUACUCCAAGGUGAGGGAGGUGUGGGCACCAUCAAGAAAAUCAACUUCACCCCUGUCAACAAGGAUUUCAGCUAUGUAAAGGAGCGUGUGGAGGAGUUGGACGAGGAGAAUUUUGUAUACCGUUCUACCCAUGUGGAGGGAGGAACACUGGGAAAGAAACUGGCUUCUGCUUCAUAUGAGUUCAAAUACACCCCCAAAGCAGAGGGAGGAUGCCUUUGCAGCUCUGUGUUCCACUAUGACAGCCUGCCUGGUGUUAUGCAAAAUGAAUCCAAAGUGCAGGAGAUUAAGUGCGCAGGCACUGCUCUCUUCAAGAAGAUUGAAUCAUAUCUUCUUGCCAAUCCUACUAUGUACUGUUAGCCAGCGAAUUGUCCAUGCAGGAAUCAGAAUGCACCGUUAGCCCAUGCCCUGUAAAAUUUGUUGGUUAGUAAUCUAUGCAUUGGCUACAAUUCACCUUUUGGGCCAUAUUAUGAGUAGUUAGGUUUUUUUUUGUAUUGGGUUUCAAUUGGGAAUUUUCCACUUUGCAUAGAAAUAGAAAAGGACUUCUUGAUUUUCUUUGUGUUCACUGGUUUUCUUGCUUUUCAAUCAUGGCUAUUAAAUGGAAUGUAAGAGGGCUCAGCAACAGACACAUACAGAAAGUUGUCACAAGACUGAUUAAAGACCUUAUAACUGUGUUACUAAUUCAAGAGAUUAAGUGCACAGGCACUGCUCUCUUCAAGAAGAUUGAAGCAUAUCUUUUUGUGAAUCCAACUAUGUAUUAUUAGACAACAAAUUGUCUAUGCAGAGAUCAGAAUGUACCAUCAUCCUUAGCCGGUGCCUUGUAACAUUUGUGGGUUAGUAAUCUGUGCAUUGGCUACAAUUCAGCUUUUGGGCCAUAUUAUGAGUAGUUAGGUUCCCUUGUAUUGGGUUUCAAUUGGGAAUUUACCACUUUGCAUAGAAAUAUAAAAGGACCAUAUUGAUUUUC
Molecule: messenger RNA, 1516 nt
Organism: Cryptomeria japonica (Japanese cedar)
Lineage: Eukaryota; Viridiplantae; Streptophyta; Pinopsida; Cupressales; Cupressaceae
Product: pathogenesis-related protein 1
Exons: 2
Coding region: 427-912 (161 amino acids)
Biological process (GO): abscisic acid-activated signaling pathway; defense response
Cellular component (GO): cytoplasm; nucleus
Molecular function (GO): signaling receptor activity; abscisic acid binding; protein phosphatase inhibitor activity
Source: RefSeq, a predicted model, not a curated record